Amphiprion ocellaris (clown anemonefish) is the source of this 5343-nucleotide messenger RNA. Its product is annotated as SLIT-ROBO Rho GTPase-activating protein 1-like. Gene Ontology annotation, biological process: signal transduction; negative regulation of cell migration. Lineage: Eukaryota; Metazoa; Chordata; Actinopteri; Pomacentridae. The transcript is spliced from 23 exons. Gene Ontology annotation, molecular function: protein binding. Bases 401 to 3691 code for a protein of 1096 amino acids. The record is from RefSeq and is a predicted model, not a curated record. Gene Ontology annotation, cellular component: cytoplasm.
CGUGUGCGUGCGUGUGUGGUCCAGUGCGUGUCAGUGGGCGUGUGCGCGCUCCUCCCCUCCCUGCAGACCGCAUGUGCGCGCCUCUCGGGCUGCUGGUGUUUGCAGCGUGUUGCGGCUCCAACCGUCAGCUGGAUGCGGGUCCUCGCGGCGGUCACGAGUGGGUGAUUUCUCCGUCCGUGAGUGUGCGUGAACCUUCCUCCUCCUCCUCUUCGUCCUCGGCGUGGAGCUGCGGGGCCACCGAGGCUGAGCUGCUGCGGCACUGGACGGACUGAGGAGCAUGUCUGUGGGUGGAGCAGCCCACGGAGGGGAAUAAAGCGGAUUUAGUUCCAUUUUUUUACACCUUUUUUGCGUGUUUUUUCCUCCACACCCGUUCCCUCCCGCACCUCACCUGCGACACACCAUGUCAAACUCCAACAAAAGCAAGAAGGACAAAGAGAUCCUGGCUGAGUACGAGAGCCAAGUGAAAGAUGUUCGGACCCAACUCGUGGAGCAGCAGCGAUGUCUGGAGCAGCAGACGGAGAUGCGAGUUCAGCUGCUUCAGGACCUGCAGGACUUCUUCAGGAAGAAGGCCGAGAUCGAAACCGAAUAUUCCAGGAACCUGGAGAAGCUGGCGGAGAGAUUUAUGGCCAAAACACGCAGCACGAAAGACCAUCAGCAAUACAAAAAAGACCAGAAUCUUCUCUCUCCAGUCAACUGCUGGUAUUUGCUGUUAAACCAGGUGAGGAGGGAGAGUAAAGACCACGCCACCCUCAGCGACCUCUACCUGAACAACGUCAUCACCCGACUCACCCACAUCAGCGAGGACUCGGCCCGGCUGCUGAAGAGGAGUAAGGAGAUCAUCUUUCAGCUUCAGGAGGAUCUCAUGAAGCUUCUCAACGAGCUUUACACCGUGAUGAAGACAUAUCACAUGUACCACGCGGAGACGAUCAAUGCGGAGACCAAGCUGCGGGAGGCGGAGCGUCAGGAGGGACGGGUGAAGGGCGUGUCGGGGUCCGGCGGGGGGGUGGAGCCUGUGUUCGGCCUCCGGAUAGAAGAACGCCAUCAGAGACGCAACGCCGCCCGCAAGAUGGAGAAGAUGAGGGAGAAGAGGAAGGCAAAGUACUCAGAGAACAAACUGAAGGCCCUGAAAGCCAGAAAUGAGUAUCUGCUGACUCUGGAGGCCACCAACGCCUCUGUGUUCAAAUACUACAUCCACGACCUGCCGGACAUCAUAGACUGCUGUGACCUAGGGUACCACUCCAGUCUGAGCCGGUCUCUGAGGACCUACCUAUCAGCCGAACUGAGCCUUGAAGCCUCCAGGAGGGCGGGUCUGGAGGUCCUGGAGGGGGCCGUGGAGGGCCUGGAUCCCGCCCGAGACCGGCAGCGUCUGCUGGGCCUUUACCCGACUGCCUUCUGCCCGCCGCAGCGCUUCAGCUUCCAGGCCCACAUGGGAGACGCAGUGACCCAGAUCGCCUCCCAGCCACAGGUCCAGGCUGAACUCACCCUUCGCCUCACUCAGCUGCAGACCCGCCUGGCUUCUCUGAAGAUAGAGAACGAGGAGGUGAAGAAGACCUGGGGCGCCACUCUGACCACCCUGCAGGACAUGACUGUGCUGGACGACUACGACGUCUCCCAGAGCUUCACCCACAGUCCGUCCUCCGAGUCGGUCAAGUCCAGUGUGUCGGACGGCUACCUGAACAAACCGAGUCUGGCCAAGAGACGAGCCAAUCAGCAGGAGACGGAGCUCUUCUACUUCACCAAAUUCCGUGAAUAUCUGGAGGGUAGUAAUCUCAUUUCCAAACUCCAGGCCAAACAUGACAUCCUGAAGAAAGCCUUAGCAGAAGGGUAUAAAGCUGAACUUCUGACUACCAGUCGUGGGCGGAAGAACUCCCAUAGCAAGCACCAGGAUUCAACCAAAGCCAUACCCUUGCUUGUGGAGAGCUGCAUCCGCUACAUCAACUUACAUGGUCUUCAGCAUCAAGGCAUCUUCCGGGUGUCAGGAUCACAGGUGGAGGUGAAUGACAUCAAGAACUCCUUCGAGAGAGGUAACGACCCGCUGAUUGAUGAGGAGAGCAACCACGACAUCAACUCUGUGGCUGGAGUGUUGAAGCUCUAUUUCAGGGGUCUGGAGAACCCGCUGUUCCCCAAGGACAGGUUCAAUGACCUGAUCUCCUGCAUCCGAAUAGAAAACAUGUACGAGAGGGCGCAGUGCAUCCGGAAGAUCCUGCUGGGCGUCCCGAGGGCGACGCUGGUGGUGAUGCGCUACCUGUUCGCCUUCCUCAACCAUCUGUCCCAGUACAGCGACGAGAACAUGAUGGACGCCGGGAACCUGGCCAUCGUGUUUGGUCCGACUCUGCUGCCGACGCCGGACACUCUGGACCAGGUGGCCUGUCAGGCUCACGUCAAUGAGGUCAUUAAGACGGUGAUCCUGAACCACGACAACAUCUUCCCUGACACCAAGGAGCUGCCCGGCCCGGUUUAUGAGAAGUGUAUGACUGGAGACCAGUACUGCGAGAGUCCGUUCAGCGAGCCCGGAGCGUUGGAGGAGGCCGAGCCUGACGCCGGCACCGAGACCCAGACCAGCGACGAGGAGGGCGAAGCGGUGGAGGCGGUGGCGAGGUUCGACUAUGUGGGCCGGUCGGGCCGAGAGCUCUCCUUCAAGAAGGGAGCGUCACUGCAGCUCUUCCAGCGAGCGUCACAUGACUGGUGGGAGGGUCGACACAACGGCAGCAUCGGCCUGGUGCCUCAUCAGUACAUCGUGGUGAAGGACAGGCGAGUGCACAGCCCCAGAUGGGCCGACGCCAUGUCCGACACGCUCAGCCAGAAAGCCGACAGCGACGGAGGAAGCAGCAGCACCGACGACAAACGCUCCCGAAGCGAGCUGAGCUCCCCGACCGACAUCCGGCCGCCGGACACCUACAACAGCCACCGGAGGAAGAGAACCGACGGUUUGUUCCGUCGUCCUCUCUGCCGAUCCAACGAUAACCACGGUAACGGCAAUGUGAUGGAACGGAGCUCUCCGCCGGUCACUGGUCACUUCAGCCCCAGAGAGCUGCUGCUGGGGCGGGGCCAGGGUCUUACUCCGCCCCUCGACAGCCCCGAGCGCCGCCGCCGCUCCGCCGCCGUCACCAUGACGGUGAGCCGCCACGAUUCGCUGCGACGGCCGGAGGACACGCCCAUUAGACGGUCCAGCAGCGGUCAGCACGGCUUCAACGACAACCAUCGAUCCAGAGCGAUAGACCCCGAUACACUGGCUCAGGACAUCGAGGAGUCGGUGACGGUGGCCCUCGGGGAGCUCCGUCAGUUGGAGCGUCAGGGCUGCAGGCCGGCGCCCGACGUGGUUCUGGACACUCUGGAGCAGGUGAAGAACGGACCCGUCACCGCCUGCUCCUCCGAGUCUCCCAGUCCCCACAGCACCCCCAGCACCCCGGGGACCCCUGGGACCCCCGGUACGCCCGGUACCCCCGGGACACCCGGCACCCCGAGCCCCCUCAGCCCCCUGAGCCCCAUCAGCCCGCUGCCCGGACCUCCACCCGGACCUCCCCGACCCGCCAACCCAUCCCCCGACGCUUUGGGCUCCUUCAAGCCGGUGGCGGCCGCCCGGAUCGGGGCCCCACUGCGGCCCCCCGCCCUGAGGCCCAAACCCAUGGUCCCACCCAAGAGCAGCACCCCGCCUCUGCCCCCGCCGCUGGACAAAUCCUGCACCAUGUGAGCCAAACCGAAUCAGGCCGACCCGGGCCAAAACUGGGCCAGAAGAGGAGAUCAGGGUACCGCUUAGUGUUUAUAAUCAACAUGAGGGUAGAACCGGGGGGAGACAGGAAGAGGCUUUUAUGUAGUAAUAAAAUCUAAUAUAUGAUGAUAUGAUAUGCCAUGAUAUUUCUGUGUCGUCGGUUGGUGUGUAUCUCUUGGUGUGUAGGAGUUUCCUUUCUCCAUGUAUCGAAGCAUUUAUCAGAGGUUUAGCUCCAAGUGCUGUGAGGACGGCGGCGGCUCCGACCGACGUGGGGGUUGUAGUCCAGCCGCAGUGAAGUUGUAGUUCCAGUGACGUGACUGUCGGCCGCCGCCCCCUAAAGGCUUUCCUUAGACCCGAUUGGCUGCUGUGUCUGCGACGACUCGAUUGGUUGACGACGGAAGAGGAGGAGGACACGGUUCGUUCAAGUUUAUUUUUUUAUUUGCGUUCAGCUGCUAGAAGCUCACUCACACCUCAAAAACCACGAAACUCCUCUCGAGGUUGGGUGAACUUAUUUCCUAUGUAAUGAAUGUUUCCAGUAUUUACCGACUGUUCAGCCAUCUUAUUGAAUGUCCAUGGCGGCGGCGGCGCCUCGCUCGGCUUUUUAAACAGCCUUCUUGUGUUUUUGGGGAUCCGGGGGGAAGAACCACACCCGGACCGGAGCUUCUAACAGGGUGGUGGAGUUGCGGAGUGGACUUUUUCUGGGACGGGGUGGGAUUUGAAGGUUUAAUUGUGGUUUGUUGGGAGUGAGUGCGUCCUGCCUGCCUGCCUGCCCUCGUUCUGCUCCCUCGUAAAGUGCAGCAGCGCCAGAAUAGUGAUAGAUAAUUCAUGCCUGCCUUGAGUGCCACGACACGAGUUGGGAAAACGAGUGCAAAGGAAAAAAAAAAAAGAAGCAUGCCACUUCCUGUGUGUGUGUGUGUGUGUGUGUGUGUGUGUGUGUGUGUGGAAAUAAAAACCUGCUCGUUACACUGAAGUCACUAGUUAACCUUAAAUUCACAAUAAGCUAACAGGGUGGGGCUGUGGGUGAAAACGCCCAACAGAAGAAAAGUAAAAUAAAAAACAAAUAGAAACACUUGAACAGCACACUGAAUGUGGACGAGUGUGACGUCGCAGCGUGCCGAUGUUUGCUUUGGGAUGUGUGUGAAUGUGAAAGUGCCUUUUUUUUUUUAAAUCCUUGUCUUUUUGGGGGGAAGUUGUGAAUCCACUCACGCAUGUCCUGAACGAAGAGCAGCAGCACUCCGAAUGAAAUAAUCAUAAAAGUGUUUAGUAGAGUUACUGAAUUAUGAAUUCUAGCAUUAACCCAUUGUGACAUUGCACUUUGAUGUAUAGGAUCGUGUACUUGGCAUGUAGCAUCAUAACAUGUUGGUGCAUUUAACUCAAAGGGAGGCUUCUAUGAAUGUGUUUGAUAAUUAAGGAGAAAUGUUUUUUUGUCCGUUAGUGUUGCUGUAUUUGAAAAACCGGAGCUUCCCAAAGUCGAGCUCGUAUAGCCAAAUGGAUCGUAUCAACGUGUUGUAUUUAUAUUAUAAAUAAAGCUGAGAUAAAUUAGGCAUUAACUGAUGGAACCUUCUUUAAAUGAGAUGUCACUAAAUGUUUCCUUCCAACACUCAAUAAAUAAACCUCCAGGUGUGUUCUGUAAA